Molecule: messenger RNA, 846 nt
Organism: Monopterus albus (swamp eel)
Lineage: Eukaryota; Metazoa; Chordata; Actinopteri; Synbranchiformes; Synbranchidae
Product: rho-related GTP-binding protein RhoA-B
Exons: 3
Coding region: 93-431 (112 amino acids)
Biological process (GO): small GTPase-mediated signal transduction
Molecular function (GO): GTPase activity; GTP binding
Source: RefSeq, a predicted model, not a curated record
GGCGGGUCGAGUUAGCGCUCUGGGAUACAGCCGGUCAAGAAGACUAUGACAGACUACGUCCGCUCUCUUAUCCAGACACUGAUGUCAUUCUCAUGCGCUUCUCCAUUGACAGCCCUGACAGUCUUGAGAACAUCCCUGAGAAGUGGACCCCCGAGGUGAAACACUUCUGCCCUAAUGUUCCCAUUAUACUGGUGGGAAAUAAAAAGGACCUGCGCAAUGAUGAGCACACCCGAAGGGAGCUUGCCAAAAUGAAGCAGGAACCUGUGAAACCAGAGGAUGGCCGGGACAUGGCUAACAGGAUCAGUGCCUUUGGAUACAUGGAGUGCUCUGCAAAAACAAAGGAUGGUGUGAGGGAAGUUUUUGAAAUGGCCACCAGGGCGGCACUACAGGCCAGGCGGGGAAAGAAGAGCAAUAAAUGUGUCCUACUGUAAACGGGGGCAUGAGGACUGCUUCCUACAGGGGGUGGGGGGUUUAAACCUACCCCCCAAACACACCCACGAAAAGACUGUUCUCUCCAGUGCAAACUCAAAAGCACUUAGCAGAUGCAGUAUGAUGGGCACUGUGGACUAACACAAGCCGCUCUUUGGUUAUCUCAACUAUAGCCUGACAGAUACAGGAUGUUUGAGGCUGAUAUCUCUUUUUGAAAGUAAUCUACACUGUUAAAUAGACCAAACAUUUUUGAUGAGGAUCCCUUAUAUUGGUUAAUAAAAAAAUCAUUCAGUCUUAGGAAAAUUAACAGUUUUGAUCAUUGAUUUUUCACACAAAAAUUCCAUUAUUAAUUCUAGAUUACUUCCUUCGUCAGUAUCACUGCUAAUACCGUCACAUCGCAAAGAAUCGGUAUCAGCA